This is a messenger RNA of Trypanosoma cruzi, 1440 nucleotides long. Its product is annotated as mucin-associated surface protein (MASP), putative. Lineage: Eukaryota; Euglenozoa; Kinetoplastea; Trypanosomatida; Trypanosomatidae. The transcript has a single exon. The record is from RefSeq and is a predicted model, not a curated record. Bases 1 to 1440 code for a protein of 479 amino acids.
AUGAUGGCGAUGAUGAUGACUGGCCGUGUGCUGCUGGUGUGUGCCCUCUGCGUGCUGUGGUGCGGUGCCGGCCGGGUUUAUGCGAGGGACGUCAACAAUAAUUUAUUGAGUGGCUGCAUGGCGUCGGGAAUCUUGGGAAAGAAAAAAUCAUUUUUGUCGAGCGGAUGUGAUAAAAAUGCACCGACGGUGUCAUUACAUUUGGCGUUGCCUAUCACUGCUGUUGAAGCUUCGACUGGCGAAAGUGUUUCUGAUUCAACCGAUAUUUAUCCAGAUUCACUUUCGGUACCACCAUCACCACCGCCAGUAACCGGGUUACCGGAAGCACUCAAAGCACCUAAAGCGCCACAAGACCCACCGGAAUCUGAUGUUGGUCAAACUGGUGUUGGUAACCCUUCGUCUCUGGUUCCUAAUGACGACAGUUCUGGUGGUGGCGGUUCUGAAGAAAAUGGGAAUUCUAACAAAAGUGGGGUUUCUGCCUCGGAGUUUUCUACUGUUGUUGGUGCUUCUCGAUCUUCCAUUCCCCCUGAAGUUGGUGGUUCAGAGAAUAAAAGCGGUGCACCCUCUGAUUUAAAAUUGGAAUCUCCAGAAACAAAUGAGCCGCCGGAAAGAAUCCUUGUAGAGACAAACAAAGAUACACAAAAGGUUCCAAAACUCGAAGAAAAUCCGGAGUCCUCUCAUAAAAAAGAAAAAGCGAACAUUCGGGGUACGAGUGAGGAAGCAGGUAAAAACGAGGCAGGACGGAGUGGCGUGGAGGCACACGGCCCUUCCAGCGUGUUGUCUGCCGACAGCCAGCUGCAGCAACAAGGUACAACAGUAACAGUAACACAACCACCACCACCGUCACCAGAACAGCAAACAUCGGCAGUAUCACCAUCACCAGGGGUAGAUACACCCGCAGCGCGAUCACGAGAAGCGGGAGAUCCAGAAGAAGGAAAAGGAAUACCACCGACACGAACAGCUUCACAUAAUUCAACCGAUGAAAAGCACAAAGCGCCACCUUUACAAAGCGAAAAAGAGUCCGCAGCACCGAAACCGCCUUCAGCGGAUGGCGUGCUUGAGCAAAACAGUGAAGACACAACAACAAAAGAGGCGAUAAAGAUGGAUGCAGAUACCGAUGGCCCAGCGGCAUCAUCAGAAUCAUCCAUCUCCACAAGUGACAGUGGUGUUUUUCAGGAUAAGACGGAAGAGGAGGAUGAAAAUGAACAACGGCCUGAAGCCAAAGGACCGCACAAUGACCCCCAUGCCGUAAAUACUAACGAUGCUCCCACAGCCAGUGAGGUCGAACCACAAACACCAGAAACAGACACCACCCAAACAAAUGCUACAUCUACUUCUGGCGACAUUGACGGCAGCACCGCUGUCUCCCACACCACCUCCCCUCUUUUUCUUCUUCUUAUUGUUGUUGCGUGUGCGGCUGCUGCUGCGGUGGUGGCCGCGUGA